Molecule: messenger RNA, 10591 nt
Organism: Prinia subflava (tawny-flanked prinia)
Lineage: Eukaryota; Metazoa; Chordata; Aves; Passeriformes; Cisticolidae
Gene: CSRNP3
Product: cysteine and serine rich nuclear protein 3
Exons: 6
Coding region: 162-2081 (639 amino acids)
Biological process (GO): regulation of transcription by RNA polymerase II
Cellular component (GO): nucleus
Molecular function (GO): sequence-specific DNA binding; DNA-binding transcription factor activity, RNA polymerase II-specific
Source: RefSeq, a predicted model, not a curated record
AACCCCGCUGGCAUCUGCGUCUGUGAGACACCCAGAGAGAGCGGCUGGCCCCGGAACGGAGGCUUACCGGAUCCUCGCCCGUAAGAGCGCCUGUCUCUCGUGGCGUUCGUGGCACCUGAGGCGUAAAGGGAUGCGAGGUGCAUGGUGACAGCAUCGCAGCAAUGAGCGGAAUUUUAAAGAGGAAGUUUGAGGAAGUUGGUGGAACCUCACCCUGUUCAUGUGUGUGGGAAUCAGAUGAAGACAUUUCUAGCAGUGAAAGUGCUGACAGUGGAAGUAAUGUCCAUCCAUCUGCUUCUAAUCAUUUUACUCGUACAUGUGACAGCAUUGCAGCAAUGAGUGGAAUUUUAAAGAGGAAGUUUGAAGAAGUUGAUGGCUCCUCACCUUGUUCCUCUGUGAGGGAAUCAGAUGAUGACAUUUCUAGCAGUGAAAGUGCUGACAGUGGUGAUAGUGUCAAUCCAUCCACUUCUAAUCAUUUUACCCCAUCUUCAAUCCUGAAGAGAGAGAAGAGGAAGAGAACAAAAAAUGUCCAUUUUAACUGUGUUACUGUCUAUUACUUCACGAGAAGGCAAGGCUUCACCAGCGUUCCCAGCCAAGGAGGAAGCACCCUGGGAAUGUCCACUCGCCACAACAGUGUGCGCCAGUAUACACUGGGGGAGUUUGCCAUGGAGCAGGAGAGGCUUCACCGGGAGAUGCUGAGAGAGCAUCUAAGGGAGGAGAAACUCAACUCUCUGAAGUUAAAGAUGACAAAGAACGGUACGGUGGAAUCCGAGGAAGCCAAUACACUGACUCUGGAUGACAUUUCUGAUGAUGAUAUUGAUCUGGACAACACUGAGGUCGAUGAGUACUUCUUUCUCCAACCCCUGCCCACAAAAAAGCGGCGGGCGUUGCUGCGAGCUUCCGGAGUGAAGAAGAUCGACGUGGAGGAAAAGCACGAGCUGCGAGCCAUCCGCCUGUCCAGAGAGGAUUGUGGCUGUGACUGCCGUGUGUUCUGUGACCCAGAAACUUGCACCUGCAGCCUUGCAGGCAUAAAAUGUCAGGUGGAUCGUAUGUCUUUCCCAUGCGGUUGCACUAAGGAAGGGUGUAGCAAUACAGCAGGUAGAAUCGAAUUUAACCCCAUCCGUGUACGGACUCACUUUUUGCACACAAUAAUGAAACUUGAAUUGGAGAAAAAUAGAGAGCAGCAAGUUCCAGCGCUCAAUGGCUGUCACGCUGAGAUAAGUGCACACAGUAGUUCCAUGAGUCCAGGACCCCACCCAGUUGAAUAUUCAAUUGCAGAAAAUUUUGAGAUUGAAACUGAACCCCCGGCUGCAGUUAUGCAUUCCCAGUCAGCCGAGGACUUGGACUGCCCAGGGGAAGAGGAGGAAGAGGAAGAUGGGAGUAGCUUUUGUAGCGGAGUUACAGAUUCUAGUACACAGAGUUUAGCCCCUAGUGAAUCAGAUGAUGAUGAAGAGGAAGAGGAAGAUGAGGAGGAAGAUGAGGAGGAAGAAAAAGCAGAUGAUUUUGUGGAAAGUAUGAGCUCCCAUGCUGAUAUGGUGCCUCUUCCUUCUGUCCUUUGCUACUCUGAUGGAACUGCUGUGCAUGAAAACCACUCUAAAAAUGCCUCAUACUAUACUAACUCUUCAACUCUGUAUUACCAAAUAGAGAACCACGUUGCUGGCACUGCUAACCAGAUCGGUGAGACUUACUCAGAAAGGGAUGCUGUCAAGAACGGUAGUCUUUCUCUGGUGCCUUACAACAUGACUUCAGAACAGUUUGUUGACUACACACGGCAAUCAGAGGAAACUUUCAGCAGCCCUCAUUACCCCUCUGCAAACCCCUCAGUGAUUGUUUGCUGCUCCUCUUCUGAAGGGGAUGGCAGUGCUCCCUGUAACAGUUUAUACACUGAGCAUAGGCCCAGUCACCCGCCAGUGGAAUUUCACUCCUACUUGAAAGCUCCUUCUGCAGAUGGCUUUGUUUCAGCCUUGAAUGGUGGCGGUCAUGUGCAAGAACACCGUGCUGAGAGUUCACUAAACCUCCCAGAAAAGAGCAGACUGCACGAAGAGUGCAUCAAAUCACCAGUGGUAGAGACAGUACCUGUUUAAUAUCAAAAUUAUUCUAGGACUGACUUCCUGUGUUAAAAUUCACUCCCAUUGGAUUUUCCUAGAAGCUUACUUUUUUAAGAGGUAGACAGCACUUGGACUACAGUGAAUGUUCCAGAAACAUUUUGUUUUCGCAAGCUACACUGGCAGUGGUAUUGCACAAAACCAGUUCAUGUAAAGAUUUAAAUAAAAAUAAUCAAAUCCUUUUUUUGAUAAAAUUAAACAGAUAAGUAAAAAACACACCCAACAUAUUUCAAAGUAGCCUACCUAUGAACAUAUGUGAAACCUGCCAAGCUAUCUGAAUCACAGCUUCAUGUGUUUGACUGUCGGGCCUGUGCAAGAUUGUUAAAAAUGAUACUUUGAAAUAAUCAUGUUUAGAGUCCUAAUUUUCAACAUAUCUGAAAAGAUGGUAAGUUUAAUGUAAAAGUAACUACUGUACAAAAAAAAAAAAGGUUUUAAUUGUUCUGUACUGUAUGUAUUUUAUUUAUGGUAGUUUAAGAUUCAUGUUUUGAUAAAAAGGAACAGCAUGUUCAUUUGAGCAUAAGAUCCAUAGCUGCUUACGAAGAGCAUGUCCACUUCUCAUCUGGAGUACCUUGUAUCCUUCCUUAUUUUUUCUUAAAAUCAUUUCUGAUAAAUCAUCUUGAAACACAUUUUUAGAGUGUACUAUUUUCUCUUUUAUUGUUCUUGACAAACAGAAGAGUCAGAAAGGGAGCAUUUACGUCUUCUAGAAUAGAGAAAGGUAGACAAUCCUCCAUUUAAACUAAAAUCAGUGGCAUUCCAGAGCUAGUACCCCCUCCCCAAAGAAAAACAAUCUUGUAUAUAUUGGGAAAGCAGUAGCUUAAGCUCACAGCACCUUCAGCCCAGCCACGGUUCAGACAUUUACGCACUUUAGUGCCACUUUGCAGUACUGUACGAACUGCAGGAACUGUGAACCUCUUGGGAGAAAUGCCAUAGCUCCAGACCCUGAGGCAACGUAGGAUCUUAAAAUUCACUGUAACAAAACCUGUACGUUUUUACCAAGCCAGUUUAUGAAUAUGUUAGUAUGCAGUUUAUAAAAGCAGAGCCUUACUGAUCAAAGUUUAAAUAAAGCACGGAAAAAAAAUGUGCAAGUGUCAGGAUUGCCUAAAUUUUUAUGAAAUACAAGACUGGCUUUUUGGACUUCUGAUUGUAUCUCAAAUUUAGUACCAUUUGGUCUUAUUAAGAAACAGUCCAUUCAGUGAGGAAAAAUAGCUUCAGAAAUUUUGUACCUGCAAAAGUCUGCAAGCAAAAGAACAUGUGCAUCAUAUGGAUAUCCAUUAUCUUGUGCUACACUUGUUUUUAAAUGAAAUGGGAAUGAAAAUACCGUUAUGAAACAACCUUGCUUUUGUCUAGAAAAGGAGGCAUAGGAACCAGCUUUUCUCUGCACUGAUAAUUCUGCACUGCCUUAUUUUGAUUUCAAAAUCUAUUUCAGCAUUUUUAUUCUUCUAAUACUGAAAUUUCAUUUAUUAUACAUCAAGUAAUUGAAAUGUAGGCCUGUCUUGUUUGUCAAAAUAAGGAUCAGCAUCUUAGUUUUUAUCUGUGUCAAAUCUAGAUGGUUAACAGUGUGCAUGUAAACACAGUGUAAAUUUUAUCUCUGUAACAGUGACUCCUCUGGUUGGAAGCUUUUAAAACAUCAUGUACAGUACUCCAGUAGAAAAACUGCCGAUGUAAAAUACGCUUUUCAAAAAAAGAGCUAACUUAAUUGUUUUUAUAUGAAAUCUGGGCAAAGCGAUUUCUCAUAUUUAUGCUAAAUUAGCAAAAUAUUUUUACUCCAUGUAGUAGCUGGAAUGGUUUUUUAUUUAGUUGUUUCCACAAGAAGUCCUACAUGUUUUAUAUGAACUGCAUUGAAAAGUCUAGUUCUCUAGAGACUGGAUUCCAAACUUGCAACGUGUUCCAUCUCCUGGGAAGGCGCACUCGUGUUGGUGAUCUGGCUGAGAAAUCCCACAGCCUCUGCUCCUCAGUCACACACCACUCUAGUCUCUCUCUCUAAGGCUGAGUAGCCAGGUAAGUGCCUGUAUUCUCCAAUACCAUACAGCAAAUACCCAUGACUUAAAAAAAAAAAACACGUGCUAAUCCUUAAAAUUCUGCACUUAAGAAUAGAUUAUUUUGUUCAAGAUAUUCUAAGGGCAAAUGUAACAAGUCCGUGUAUGUAGGGGUCUUGCUUUAACAGCAGGCUUAAAUUAGGCACUCUCCCUGAACACCAGCACCAAAAGCACAAAUCUCUUCUGCUUCAGCUGGGACAAUAGAGGAGGAUCAGUAGCAGCUCUUUAACUUCAGAGUGUGUUGGAGAACCACACACACUUUACUGGAGUAUUUCUCUCAGGGGAAAGUUAAAUGAAAUCUUUUGCUUUGUUAUGCAUGCCCUUACUGAGCAAUCAGAAGUUAUUUUCUUGGCCCCUGUGCUUUCACAUGAAAAAAUAUCUUUAAUAAUAUCAGCAAUCACAAGUGAUUAACAUUACAAAAUAUUUCUCAGCUAGUUUUAAAUCUUGAGGUGAUGGGUAUUUACUAUUUCCAUUGGCACCAAUCCCAGUCCUCUGUAAUACUGGUAUCUGUAAAAACUUCUGAGUGUUUGAAUGUGCAUGUUCCCUGCCAUUGGGGCGUCACAGGUGCAUACAGCCAAAUUCUGUAAAGCCUGCAGUGCAGGAUAACAGGCAGUACCUUGUAAGAGAGAGGAAGAGCGAGCAGGGACGAUACAAAGCGUUUGUGAUACACUGUUUUGCCAUGUUUGAAGUAGCUCAUUCCUGGGAGUCAAAAAGUAAAACGUGCAGGAUAAAGAUCUAAGCUGAAUAAAUUCAACUUGGUUCCUAAAUAAAUUUACUAGGUGGUAAUAAUGUAGCUAAUAAUACUUUUCUUUUGAUGCAAUAUGAUAUUUUGUGAUCAAGAUUUGAUCUCAAGAUACAAAGUAAAGAAAUCUUUAGUUCUUACAGCAAGUUAUAAAGUCAAGUCGGUUUAUAAUUCAUGAAGAGUUAUUAUUAAUAAUAACUGGUAGCUAUUAUUAAUAAUACCACCAAGCCUUCUAACAGAGAUAAACUCAUACAGAAGAAAAAACCCAGUAACCUCUCUUUUUUUCAAUACAGGUUAAACCUGUUGCCCAGCCAAAUCCAUGCCAGCAAAUAGCAAAGCUAAAGCCUUUUCUAGCAUGUAUAAAUUGACUAGAGUGAAAAAAAAUAGUCGAAACCCUGAGCAAAACAGGUGGGUUAAUUUAGCUGAAAUCUAGAGUAGGAUGUAGAAGUCAGGUGAGAGUCAAGUUUCCCAUCACUUGAUUAAACUUUGAUAUUUUUUUUUAGAACAAAAACCCAUACUUUUCAUUUAAGGAAAAGUAAGUUUAAGUCAUGGGAUGGAAGAUAUUUCAGUGUUACUUUCUGGACUAGUAUAUAAUAAUACAUGCUGUAUCCAAUUUCCCAGCUGAUUAAUAUUCAUGUUGAUAACCAGUCCUUUCAUUUUGGGUAGGCUGUUUCUGUCUGAUAAAAGUAUUAUGUUGCUAAAUGAUAUCCAGCAGUAUUUGCUUAUCAACACAGUGUAUUAUUUGUGAAAAUACGUACUUUACUGAUGGUCUUAAUCAGAUUUAUUUCCAAGAUAUUUGGCUAUUGAUAAACACUUCUAAGACUUCCAAGAAGCCCGGUAUAUAUUUUUGAUUAUAUUGCAUCGCUCACAAAAAUGAGUCGUAACAAAAGCAUUUCCCUUUCUUGAAAUAAACUGGAAUUUUCACACAAACCAUUACUGGAACAGCACCUAAAAGCACAUGCCUUUUUGCCUAUAAGGUGAGAUUCACCUGUCUUGAAAAAGGUGCAUUGUUAAAGAUAUAUAAAGCUUUAAUUGAUGUUAGACAUGAAAUUAGAAUUUUGUUGGCAUGAUUACAACGAUUUCAGUUGUUGUUUAAGAGCUAUAACUCAUAUCCUUUGAAACAUCCUUAAAAUUAAAAGCUGGUCAGUGGAAGUUUCUAAUAUUCUUUGCUGAGCUGUAUGCCACUUAGAUCAGAAAAUUCUAGAUUUGUUAAGCUUCACAAUUUUUCAUUUACAUAAGUUCCUGCUAGUGAAUCACAAUUGGAGUUGACAUUUGUUUAUUUUAAGGCCACUGGUUCCACUCCAUAGUAACUACCACUUGCUAUAGAUAAGGUUCAGCUGCUCCCCUGCUCUGUUCACAGUGGGAUCCUGCCUGUGGUUCACGUGCAGGUUCCUGUCUGGUAUUGGUGGUGCUGUUACUCACUAGAUUGCUGACUGAUCCCAGCCCAGAUCCUAACCUGAUCUGGCUGUUUUAUUUCAAUAAAUAGCCUAAUAAACUGAUCAUGUUGUUUUCCCUGCCUCCCAGGCAGUACCUUCACAAACACAGCUGCUUUGUUAAAGAUCGCACACAUAUAUUUGUGUGCGAAGCUGAGCGUCUAUAAAGGUUUUUAUUAGCUCAGGUGUUCCUGACAGAAAUGUGAUACACUGGAUAGAGAGUACUGGGCUCAGAGAGAGGAGACUUUGCCUUUGUCCUGUUGUGUCUUUGCGUUCUCCAUGCUGUGGUUUGUGAUGUACUUCGAGGCACUCGAGUAAAACAUAAUUCAAUAGAACAGGUAAAAUAACAUUUUGUUCUCUUGUUUUGGCAUCAUAACUAAAUUUUCUACUGUAGACUAUGUCGCUUUCCAAAUGAAGCCCAGCCCAGCUCAAAAGUGGCCAGAAAUUUUUCACGAACAUGGAACACAGCUGAAAUGAGUUCUCCAUUCCUUGGACUCAAUUAAUGAGCAGAAGUUAAAAAGUAAAUUUCACAGUGAAAAAUUAGAAUAAAAGCUGUGUUGAAUAUACAACAUUUACCUAUCUAGUGCUUAACAUUUGAGCAGCGAGAUUGUAGUUUUCCUGCAACACCAUACUUGGCAGCAACAGGCAGUCUUAUUCCUCUGCAUGUUGUCUUCUUUUGCCAGCUGAAUUCUCUCAGUUGAAACUCCUUGUCUAGGCUGCUCCUGUAGCAAUGCAGGUGUCCUUACUCAAACAUAAAGCAAGACAGACCCAUGAUACCCUUUUAAAAGGCAUUUGCUAAAUAAGGAUCUCCACUGUUACAGCUCUCGAGUUUUAUCAACCAAUGUUCAUUGUGCCAGUUGUUUUAUUUCCUGAAACAGUCGGGAACAGAGGAGGAUGAUAUGGAAAAUCCUUAAGCAUUCAGGAGUGUUACGCUUUCCCGCUGAGACUGAAGAAUAAUUCUACCAUCUGCUUUAUUAUGGUUGCAGGACAGUUGAUGUAAAAUACUUUGAAAAUCUAGAAUUAACUCAGAGAAUAUAUUCUAUAGAAUUUAUUUCUAAAAUACUAAAUCUGAUUCCUAUUUUUUUAAAAUGGUAGAAAGCUGUUAUUUUCAAAACAGAGUCUAGCUGACUUACAUGUUCCUUGGUAUGAGAAAUCUCAGCAUUUGCCUUUUCAGUGUUCCAAGGUUUUUUAAUAGUCUUGAUUUUGCUAUUCUCUGUAAUCAUUGUCCAUGUGAAAAUUAUUAUCCAUUUUCUCCAAGAAGUGUCAAAUCCAAAGUACAAAUAUUGUGAAGUGAUGAAGUGCAAUGUAGUUUUAAAGAUAUCUGAACACAUUCUUGAGUUCUUCACAAGUUCUUCCUUUUUCACUGUCUCUUCCCUCUCCUAAAUCCAAGGCAGCUUUUAAUUUUUUGGCUAAUAAAUGUGCCAGAGUAUUUCCACUUAAGGAGAAAAGUUAUAAAAUCUUUGAGGACUUUUCUGCUACCGUAAUAGCUGAUACCAAGAAUUUUACUUUAUAUGAGCAUCCACUUUAUGAAAACACCUGUUUCACAGCCUUAGUAUUUUCUUUUUAAUUCCUUCCUUCUUCCUGUUUGUGUCCAGGAGGUCUGUUGUACAGUAAGACUUUUCAUUAAAAUGGAGUACAAGGACAGCUCUACUGUCAUUUGUGCUGAGAAUGAGAUCUUGAAAAGCCAGGUUGGGAAGGGUUUUGAACAACUAGGUGGCCUUUCGGGUCCCUUCCAAACCAGGCCGUUCUGUGAUUCUGAGAGUUAAAAUAUGGAUUGCCCCAUUGCUGUCUUUAAGGUUAGGCACACCCACCCCUAAGAAGGUCCCACUGACCACAGAACCAUAUUCCUGGUGCUCUGUGUGGCACCUUUUCAAUUGAGAUCACAGUCCUUCAUCCAAGGCUGGGGGUGGAACAAAGCCAGAAGGUAGAUUUUGUACAUUAUUAACACAAUUAUUUUAAUUUGGAGCUUAAAAAUGACACUUCUGUUUCAUGAAUGAAUGUCCAGUAGACCUAAGUCAAAAAACAUUUGUCUCUCAUGUAUGUUCUUCUCUAACUGUUUACUUUUCCAACUAACCAUGAAGAUGGGAUUAGCUUUUCCUGAUAGGGAAAAUGGUGGAAGAUACAAAUGCACAACAUUAUUCUAAUACAAGGAUCAAGAUAAUACUUUGUCUUCAAACACUUGAUUGAGUGCAGGGAGGAUAGAAAGAACAAUUUAGAGGAAAAGAAAAAUGAAGGCCAGAGGCAGAUUGAUGAGGAUUAUUUUUCUUCUAAAGGGAAAAAUAAAGCAUAUUAAAACAAAAGAAGGAAAAAGGCAAAUUAAGAUCUCUUCAGAGCAAGGAUGGAAAAGUAUAUGGACAUUCACUACAAGCUUGCCCAUGUUAGAUCAAAAAACCGUGUCUGUUAUUUCAUAUAUUGUAACCAAACACAAACUCAGUGGAAACAGGAAAUGAUGUUUUUCCCAGACCAGAGCUACACAGGCGGCUAUUAAAUAAAAGACUUAUCCAAAUGCAUGGGGUAAAAAAACUAAAAAGCAACACCCUAGAAGCAUUGCUACCAUAUCACUCUUUGCUGAUGGCAAUUUCAAAGACAAGUUCAAAAUUAUUUUACUUAACUCUGCUCCCAGGCAUGUAUUCUCACAUACCCAGUUUCUCAGCUAGCAAGAGAUGCUAAAAGCAAAGACAGAAUGUCCUAUUACCAGCAUUUUAUCUUGCCAUUUUCAAAUGAGGCUUAGUACAUUAUGGCAGGUAAUUGUUUUAGGUUUCUCCAUCUUUAAACUUCUAAAAUACGUUCUUAAGAAUGAAAUUGAAUUGUGGAUGAAGGUUGACCUUGCUGGAGUAAUGGGGGAAUCACUGUAAAGAACCAUUUGUGAGUCUCAGAUAUAGAUUCAGCACCAAUUUUCAGCUUCUUGAAACGAUCAUCAUGUGCACUGGCAGCUGGUUCUUAAAACCAGAAGCAUACUGGUUUUUUUCAAGCCAUUUCACACAAAUACUUCAGGUCUCAAAUGCCCGUGUAAACAAGGCUUAAUAACUGGGCACUUCUUUUAAUUGACUGAUUGUAGGCACUUCUAUGGAAAUACGUCUGAAGUGUAGUUUGUGAAAUAUGUUUUAAAAGUGUUUGAUGUAAAAUAAGCGCUAGACAUUUAACAGUGCAAAAAUAGUCAAGAUCUGUAGAUUACAAAACUGUUCCUAAGAUCCUCAGCCUGUAAUAUUGUCUUAGUAAAGUUGAUCUUUUAAGUUAAAUUGCAUUCUGGUGUAAUAACCUUUUACAAAUAAAAUUAUUAAUACAAAUGUACUGGUUAAUACUUGUUAACUUGUUAAAACAUGGCAAUUGGUUAUUUUGAUUUGUUUCAAUCUAUAACUAAUAGAAAUUUUGUAAAAAAACCACAAAACAGAAACAACACAUUAUCUUUUAUAUGUUUAAAGUGUUUUGUUUUAACAGACUGUAUUAACAUUCACACUGUCUAGUCCAACCCUGUCUUUUAGCAGGUUCAUCUCUCUCUGUAUACAUACAAAUAUAUAUAUAUAUAUAUAUCCCCACAAGAAUAUAAAACUGCUUUUGAAAUUUGUGUUGGCAAGUGGUAAAUAGUACACUGUGGCAUAAAUUCAGAAGCACUUAAGUUGAUGGUCUUUCAGACAGGUAAUCCAUUCAAAUGGGACUAGUAAAAUUGUGUAAUUGCAGCCAUUACUUUAAAAUUUGUACAUUACUUCUACCGUUACUAAUUUCUGAGAAAAAUAAUUAUGUUACAUACUUAACAUUUUCCAUUACAGAUGAUCUUGCAUACUAAAAUUAUGGAGGUCUCAACUAUUAAGCAAGAUAUUUAAUUGGAUUGCUGCUUUUAAACUGUUUGAAGAAGCAAAGGGAAAGAAAGUUAAUCUUAAAAUCUGUAUAUGGAAAUAAUUUUAAGCUUCAUGAACUACGUAUUUCCUCAAUUUCCUUUUUUUUAAAUAAGUUGUAACAUCAAAGAUGCCAAAGGGUAAUAUAAGCUACAAUAAUAUUCAACAGAACUUAACCUAGAUCUUACGUUGUAAUAAUUUAUUCAAAUUAACUGUAUCUUCUGUAUUUAUAUUUUCGGUAUUUAUUAUGAAUGAUAUGAAAUUUGAUGUAUUUAUUGUGGCUUAUUACUGCAGUGUAUAUAUUCCAAAAAAUGAGCAUUUUUAAGUCUUAACAUUAGGUUUUUUUGUUAAUUAGUGGCACUUGUAUCAGCUGUAUUUUUAUUCUAUAUUGUACAAUAUAUAUUGUCCAUUUGUUUGCAAUGAAGUAAACCGGGUUUCUACGUUA